Procambarus clarkii (red swamp crayfish) is the source of this 977-nucleotide messenger RNA. NCBI's taxonomy places the organism in Eukaryota, Metazoa, Arthropoda, Malacostraca, Decapoda, Cambaridae. The record is from RefSeq and is a predicted model, not a curated record.
CAGACUGGGAGAAGGAGAGACAUAUAUAGAAGAGUACGCAGUUGGUGGCAGCGAUAAUGGCUGACGCUUGGCCAUUCCCACCAAUAAAAAGCUGACGAACACCCCUCAUACUCUCAGUCCCUCAACGACACUUGUCCAAUAAUGAAGUCGCUGCUGGUGGUGGGCGUAGCUGGCCUCUGCCUGCUGGUGAUGGCCGUUGGAGAGGCAAACGGCCAGCUGUGUAGCGACGAUAUAUCCGCCUCUUGCCCUGCAGAUGAUCCCACACCGCCGGUGUACCUGGCCGACCCGAACGACUGCGCCUACUACUGCGAGUGCUCCGGAGGUCUGGCCUGGAGCUUCGAGUGUGAUCCUGGCCUGCUUUUUGACGAUGUUUUAGACGUCUGUGACUGGGCAGACAACGUGAACUGCGGCAAUCGACCCAUCAUCAGCUAGUGAGGCGCCACGGAAGUAUGAGGAGAGUGACUUGCUGCUGGCUAAGGAGGUCCCCUCCAACGCCCCCAGGAGACAUACCGUAACGCCUCCAGGAGACUACUGCAGUACCUCCAGGAGACUACUGCAGUGCCUCCAGGAGACUACUGCAGUGCCUCCAGGAGACUACUGCAGUGCCUCCAGGAGACUACUGCAGUGCCUCCAGGAGACUACUGCAGUACCUCCAGGAGACUACUGCAGUGCCUCCAGGAGACUACUGCAGGGCCUCCAGGAGACUACUGCAGUGCCUCCAGGAGACUACUGCAGUACCUCCAGGAGACUACUGCAGUGCCUCCAGGAGACUACUGCAGUACCUCCAGGAGACUACUGCAGUACCUCCAGGAGACUACUGCAGGGCCUCCAGGAGACUACUGCAGGGCCUCCAGGAGACUACUGCAGUGCCUCCAGGAGACUACUGCAGUGCCUCCAGGAGACAGUUUUAUACGCUUGUACCUACCUCUGCUUCCUCAUAUAUUAAUGUACUAAAAUACAAUAAAUAUUAUCUCUUA